Messenger RNA from Eucalyptus grandis, 1479 nucleotides. Its product is annotated as endoglucanase 14. The transcript has 6 exons. The record is from RefSeq and is a predicted model, not a curated record. Gene Ontology annotation, biological process: carbohydrate metabolic process. Gene Ontology annotation, molecular function: hydrolase activity, hydrolyzing O-glycosyl compounds. The coding region runs from base 1 to 1479 and encodes 492 amino acids. Lineage: Eukaryota; Viridiplantae; Streptophyta; Magnoliopsida; Myrtales; Myrtaceae.
AUGGCUAGACUAAGUUCCAUGAACCUUGUCUUGGUCUUUUCGUUGAGUUUCAUGGUUUUGUCAUCUGAAUUAGUGAUUCAAAGUGAAGGGUCUUCAAGUGAUUAUGGGACUGCGCUCACCAAGUCGUUGCUGUACUUCGAGGCUCAGCGAUCAGGCAAACUGCCAAGUGAUCAGAGAGUCCAAUGGCGUGGCGAUUCGGCGCUUGAAGAUGGGAGCGAUGCCGGAAUCAAACUGACCGGAGGAUACUACGACGCCGGCGACAACGUCAAGUUCGGGUUCCCGAUGGCCUUCACAAUCUCGUUGCUCUCGUGGAGCGUUGUGGAGUUCAAAGACAAUUUGAAAGCCAAGCACGAGCUCUCGAACGCGCUUGCUGCCGUAAAAUGGGGCACGGACUACCUGAUCAAAGCCCACCCUCAGCCCAACGUCCUCUACGGCGAGGUCGGCGAGGGCAACUCCGACCACUCGUGCUGGCAGAGGCCCGAGGACAUGACCACCGCCCGCACUGCCUACAAGAUCGACGACCAGAACCCAGGGGCCGAUCUCGCCGGGGAAACUGCAGCUGCAUUUGCGGCUGCUUCCAUCGCCUUUGCCAAGACGGAUUCUGAAUAUUCAUCUCAGCUUCUAACUCAUGCAAAACAGCUCUUUGAUUUCGCUCGGAAUCAUCCUGGCGUGUACACGAGUAGCAUCUCUGUAGCAGGGCAGUUCUAUUCCAGCUCUGGAUAUCAGGACGAACUACUGUGGGCAGCUGCGUGGCUUCACCGUGCAACUGGGGACAAAGAAUACCUCGAUUACCUCAGUAGCUCGGGCGACACCGGUGGCGGUCGGACUGAGUUCUCGUGGAACGACAAGUACGUCGGCGCCCAAGUGCUCGUUGCGAAGCUAGUGUUGGAAGGCCAAGUUGAGAACUCAGGACCAUGGGCACAAUACAAAAGCCAAGCAGAGCAAUUCAUAUGCAAUUGCCUCCAGAAAGGCAGCGGCAAUUUCAAAAAGACCCCUGGUGGACUGCUGUGGUUUCAACCCUGGAACAACCUCCAGUACACCUCCACCGCCGCGUUCAUCGCCGCGGUGUACGCUGACUACCUCGACUCCAAGAAAGCCUCAAUCCAGUGCCCCGGCGGUAUUGCAUCUUCCUCCGAUCUGAUCGAGCUUGCCCAGUCACAGGCGGACUAUAUCCUCGGAGAGAACCCGAAUAAACUGAGCUAUAUGGUCGGCUAUGGAUCGAACUAUCCGACCCAAGUGCACCACAGGGGAGCCUCCAUUGUCUCGAUCAAGAAGGACCCGACGCCUGUCUCAUGCAGCCAAGGAUUUGACUUGUGGUUUAACAAGAACGCCCCGAACCCGAACGUAUUGGACGGAGCGCUCGUCGGGGGCCCGGACCAGCAAGACGGGUACUCAGACUCGAGGUCGAACUAUCAGAUGGCCGAGCCAGCAACCGCCAACACAGCACCUUUUGUUGGUGUUUUAGCUAGGCUUGCUUGA